GCCGAGGCUCGCCCGAGCGAGGAGGAGGAAGAAGCAAAGAAAGGAGGAAGGAAAGGAAGGCGGUUGCGGGGAGAAGCGCCAGAGACCACCGAGCUGAGGGAGGGCACCCAGGCCACCAGGCCGGAGCCGGCCGCCGAGAUGGAGCACCAGCCCGCCAGUCGGUACCAAGUGCUUCAUAAUGAAGACGAUCCUUCAGAAUCACCGGUGGUUGAACAACCAUCCACCUCUACAGAAACUGCACCAGCUUCGCAAGCAGAGGCACCUUUAUCUGAAGCAGAUGCUUUACCUCCACCUUACUGUAGUAUUGCUGUUGAAGCUGCUGCAACAUCAGAAAUGGAAUCGCCUAAUGAAUUUUACCCAGUGCCACCUCCAUACAGUGUAGCUACCUCUCUUCCCACUUACGAUGAAGCAGAAAAGGCCAAAGCUGCAGCAAUGGCAGCUGUUGCAGCUGAAGCGGCAGCCCAAAGACACGGCCAAUUUAGGGAGUCUAGGAGUCUCUUUGAUGAAAUAUUCCUGAGCCCACCUGAGGAAGAAGAAUAUCCCCCAAGGGAUGACUUCAGCGACGCAGACCAGCUUCGUGUGGGCAAUGAUGGCAUCUUCAUGUUGGCCUUUUUCAUGGCUUUCAUUUUCAACUGGAUUGGGUUUUGCUUAUCGUUCUGCAUAACUAACACCAUAGCAGGAAGAUACGGCGCUAUCUGUGGAUUUGGGCUGUCGCUCAUCAAAUGGAUUCUUAUUGUUCGAUUCUCAGAUUAUUUUACUGGCUAUUUCAAUGGACAGUACUGGCUUUGGUGGAUAUUUCUUGUGCUUGGCCUCCUCCUAUUUUUCCGAGGUUUUGUCAAUUACCUGAAAGUCAGAAAUAUGUCUGAAAGUAUGGCAGCUGCUCAUAGAACAAGAUUUUUCUUCUUGUACUAGAGACUGCAUGGACCAGGCAUUCCUUUCUCAUACCAAUGUGAACUUCCAGCCAAUCUGUAACCUUCCAAAUGAAUAUGGAAAGACGACUACUAAAAACAGAAGACAAAUAACGAAGCAGGAACUUUUCGACGCUUAGUGAAUGGCAGGGUGGUUUAAUGCUUAAGUGCCAUUUCUGUUCAUUCUAGUAAAUAUUUAUAUAAAGCAUUGCCUUUCAUCUUGCACAUAAGCGUAUGUGCUAAUUAACAAGAACUUUAAAAAGAAUAAAAUCCAUGCAUAUAGUUUGCUAAGCCGUUGAAUACAGCCGGAGUUGACUAAUCUGUGUUUGUAUCUGAAAGAUUUUUAAGUGGUAGCUCCCCUAUCUCCUCCAGGCAGUAUGUACAUUCUGCAGACAGUAUAUACUGAAUGGUUGAUGCAAAACUGCUCAGACUCUGCUAGCAAGUAUGCAAAUUAUACUCAUCUAGUAAUACACAGAUUUUUUUGUUAAAAAUUAGUGAUUUCAAUAAGUGCACAUUGGUAAGCACCCUCUGAGAACUGAUCGAGGUGUUCCAGUACAUUCCUCUUGUUCUGGUUUCAUAAGGUAUGCAUUUUUUUACAUGAAAAAGCAGGCUGUAUCAGCAGCAGGUUCGGCUCAAUGGCCUCCAUCUAAGGUCAAUUUCAUGUGUUAGAGGAAGUUGGUAGCUCAGUCCCAGGCCACUCUGGCAAUACAGUAAAAUAGAAACCACACGGGAAACAUUGUACCAGCAUUGAAGAUGAGAUCAGAGAGGGCUGGAAUUGCUGUGAUUAACAGAGUACCGUGAGACUGAACCACAAGCCAUCACAUUGGAAUCAGCCCUUGAAUUUGUGAAAAACAUCCACACAAGGUAUCAGUUUCUACAAAUGGCAAAAUAGUAGCAAUUGUAGAUAUAUGUAUGCUGAUCUGCAUAUGGCUAUCUUCGGCUAAAUUUAUUUUAUUUGUAAAGCUCUGCAGAAGUCCUUGGGCAUAAAGUUGUAGGCAUCCAAAAGUAUUAAAAAAUUGAAUCCAAACAAUAAUAUUGUCUAACUGCAUGAGUCUGAACAAUAGAUUUGGGUCUCAUUCCUGUGGAACAACCUUAGUCUCAGUAAUCAUUUGUUCUCAUGUCAUCCAUCUCAUUAGAAGGUCUAGCACAAAGAAUUGCUAGCCUGAUCCUGCACUUUUCUUGGUAGGUGUAUUUCUACCCCACUCUUCCCUUAUCCCACCCAGUCCUACAAUGGUUAGGUAUAACAAUAGAUUAGGAGUGUACAUUAGCCAUGCACUCCAAUUGCAUAGGCAGGCACCAAUUUUUGGUGUAAGUUGGUAAGACAAACACUCUUGGUUCCUUCUGAAUUGAAUGAAAAUUGCAUAGCUUGGAGCAUCAGUUUUCGUCAUUAAGAUAUUAUGCAGUCACUCAUGCGAUCAUUUUAACAUUUAAAAAGUAUCCCAGAUGGUUUUAACUGGUGCUUUAUCAAUCUUUUUUGCAGGAAUGAAAUUGAAUUCAGAUAGAUUCUAAUUGGGUUCAUGUGAGGAUAAAAUGGAGGAGAGGAGAACUAUGUAAGCUGCUUUGAGUUCUCAUUGGGAAGAAAGGCAGGGUAUAAAUGAAGCAAAUAAAAUAAUUUAAAAAUUGGUGUUUUCUAAUAACAUAUAAGCAAUGCACUAUUAAUAAUAUUCACAGAAUAGUAAUGAUGUUCCAUUUGAGUAAACAAAUACAUUUAGGGCUUUGUGGGAAUGCAAGUAGAGAUGGGCAUGAACUGAAAUACGAACCAGAGUUCAUCACAAACCAGGCCAGUUCGUGGUUCGCGAACUGGUGGUUCAUCAGAGCCCAUUUCUGAUGAACCAUGACGAAGUUUAGGCUGGUUUUUUCGUCACUGUAGACAGCCUGGCACCAUCAAUCAAUUUCCUAGGCAACUGGAGAUGGGCUUUCUGCAGUAGAGGUGUUCAGCUUUUCAGCUGAUAGGAGGCGUUUGAAAACAGCAACACUUUUCUUGCCUGCAAUACAAGUGUUGCUGCUUUCAAAAGGCCUGCUGCUUUUUUCAGCUGAGAGAAGGGGCAUCACCCUCCCAUCAGCUGAGGUCCUUUUGCACUGGAACUUGUUUGUUCUGCUUCCCAUGUUUGCAGGAGUUUGCUUAUUCUCUUCUGGCUUUAAAAGCCAGGAAAGGGUUAAAUGGCCGGUCUUUCCCUUCCUCCUUUGGGGAAUGCACACUCUCUUUUCUUUCCAAAGGCAAGAAAGUGUUGUAAUGUUGUAACAUUGCAACAUUGUAAUGUUACUGCACAUUUCUCCUGGCUUUAAAAGCCAGGAAAGGAUUAAAUGGCUCUUUCCCCCUCCCUCUCAGGCAUGUUUCAGGCUUUGAAAAAGAGAGAAACAAACAAGCAUUUUGCAUAGCCCUUUGGAAACAAAGUAGCUGGGAAGCUGGGAGGGGAUGAAGCAGCAGCUUCCCUGCUACUUUGUUUCCAAAGGGCUUUGCAAAACGCUUCCCCCUCCCUCUUUUUCAAAGCCUGAAAGAAAAGUAUUUCUGCUUUCAAGCCCACAGCUUUUUUCAGCUGAUGGGGGAUCCCCCUCCCAUCAGCUGAAAAGCAGCAGGCAUUUAAAAGGGGGAAACCAGAAGCGCAAACCCCUAUUCUGCAGAUCUGCUGCUGCCCUGAAAGUGAUGUUUUCACGAACCAAAUGAACCAGUUCGCAAACCGGAGCAAGUUCGUGAAAGUUCGUUGUUCUUGAAAUGUGACAAACCACAAACUGCAUGGUUUGGAUUUUUCCCGGUUCGUGCACAUCUCUAGAUGCAAAUAUUCUCUUGCUCAAGCACAUGCAUUCCUUCCCCAAGCAUCUCCAGGACUGCACAUUCUGGUGUGAAAGGAGAUGGGCUCUCUCAGACAUCUGCAACAACCCUCAUCUCAGUUGCUGCCAAUCAUCAAUGGGCUCUGCAUUGGGGAAGGGAAUAUGGGAGUGGGGGAAGAAUGCACAUUUUUAAAAAAUCUGAGCUCUUGCUUUUUAAUAAUAACACAUAGAGGAAUUAUAUGUUGUCUCAUUUAGUGCUGUAUCCAAUUUUGUAUCUAUUGUAUGCAUAUGGUUGACAGUUUAUAUUCUUUAAUAUAUCAGGAGUACUAAAAGAUAGCUUAACACUUUGAGAACAAAUGCCCAUUCCUGCUUUUCAUGGAAACAAAACUCUGAUAUGAGUUCUCAUGUUUUCCCUCUGAAUUCAUCAGUAUUUUUCUAUGUUUUCUUCUCUUUUUUUCUUUUUUGCAUUAUUGUUCUAAUGAGAGAGAAGUGAAUAAAAUUUUGUUUUUGGAUAAAG
Messenger RNA from Eublepharis macularius, 4194 nucleotides. It is a transcript of the gene NDFIP2, whose product is annotated as Nedd4 family interacting protein 2. Gene Ontology annotation, cellular component: Golgi apparatus; endoplasmic reticulum; perinuclear region of cytoplasm. The transcript has 9 exons. Lineage: Eukaryota; Metazoa; Chordata; Lepidosauria; Squamata; Eublepharidae. The record is from RefSeq and is a predicted model, not a curated record. The coding region runs from base 139 to 912 and encodes 257 amino acids. Gene Ontology annotation, biological process: vacuolar transport; ubiquitin-dependent protein catabolic process; positive regulation of protein ubiquitination. Gene Ontology annotation, molecular function: WW domain binding.